This is a messenger RNA of Trachemys scripta elegans, 6775 nucleotides long. RefSeq names its product TBL1X receptor 1 (gene TBL1XR1). NCBI's taxonomy places the organism in Eukaryota, Metazoa, Chordata, Testudines, Emydidae. Gene Ontology annotation, molecular function: transcription corepressor activity; protein binding. Gene Ontology annotation, biological process: regulation of transcription by RNA polymerase II. The coding region runs from base 46 to 1587 and encodes 513 amino acids. The record is from RefSeq and is a predicted model, not a curated record. The transcript has 14 exons. Gene Ontology annotation, cellular component: histone deacetylase complex.
GGUUAUAUCCUUUGUCGUGACCUCAUGGUUUAAGUGGGAAUAAAGAUGAGUAUAAGCAGUGAUGAGGUUAACUUCCUGGUAUAUAGAUACUUGCAAGAGUCAGGGUUUUCUCAUUCAGCAUUUACAUUUGGUAUAGAGAGCCAUAUCAGCCAGUCUAAUAUAAAUGGUGCUCUGGUGCCACCAGCUGCUUUGAUUUCCAUCAUCCAGAAAGGUCUGCAGUAUGUAGAGGCUGAAGUCAGUAUUAAUGAGGAUGGUACCUUGUUUGACGGUAGGCCAAUAGAGUCUCUCUCACUGAUAGAUGCAGUAAUGCCUGAUGUGGUACAAACAAGACAACAGGCCUACAGAGAUAAACUUGCACAACAACAGGCAGCAGCUGCCGCUGCUGCAGCUGCAACUAAUCAACAGGGAUCUGCGAAAAAUGGAGAAAAUACUGCAAAUGGCGAGGAGAAUGGAGCACACACUAUAGCAAAUAAUCAUACGGAUAUGAUGGAAGUGGAUGGAGAUGUUGAAAUCCCUCCUAACAAAGCAGUGGUGCUGCGUGGUCAUGAAUCUGAAGUAUUCAUCUGCGCCUGGAACCCCGUUAGCGACCUUCUGGCCUCAGGAUCUGGAGAUUCAACAGCACGGAUAUGGAACCUCAGUGAAAACAGCACCAGUGGCUCCACGCAGCUGGUACUCCGACACUGUAUACGAGAAGGUGGGCAAGAUGUACCAAGCAACAAAGAUGUGACAUCCCUGGAUUGGAAUAGUGAAGGUACACUUCUAGCAACCGGGUCGUAUGAUGGAUUUGCAAGGAUAUGGACUAAAGACGGUAAUCUUGCCAGCACCUUAGGGCAACAUAAAGGACCUAUAUUUGCAUUAAAAUGGAACAAGAAAGGAAACUUCAUUUUAAGUGCCGGAGUGGACAAGACCACAAUUAUUUGGGAUGCCCAUACCGGAGAAGCCAAGCAGCAGUUUCCCUUUCAUUCUGCACCAGCAUUAGAUGUUGACUGGCAGAGUAACAACACAUUUGCUUCUUGCAGCACAGAUAUGUGUAUUCAUGUCUGUAAAUUAGGACAAGAUAGACCCAUCAAAACCUUCCAGGGUCACACAAAUGAAGUAAAUGCAAUCAAAUGGGAUCCGACUGGUAAUCUUCUGGCAUCCUGUUCUGAUGACAUGACUUUAAAGAUCUGGAGUAUGAAACAAGAUAGUUGUGUCCAUGAUUUACAAGCACACAACAAAGAAAUUUAUACUAUCAAAUGGAGUCCUACAGGACCAGGAACAAACAAUCCAAAUGCCAAUCUUAUGUUAGCAAGUGCAUCCUUUGAUUCUACUGUUAGGUUAUGGGAUGUAGACAGAGGAAUUUGCAUCCACACUUUAACGAAACAUCAAGAACCUGUAUACAGUGUAGCUUUCAGCCCUGAUGGCAGGUACCUGGCCAGUGGCUCUUUUGACAAAUGUGUUCACAUCUGGAAUACACAGACAGGUGCUUUAGUUCACAGUUAUCGGGGAACAGGAGGGAUUUUUGAGGUUUGCUGGAAUGCAGCAGGAGACAAAGUUGGAGCAAGUGCUUCAGAUGGUUCAGUUUGUGUAUUAGACCUACGGAAAUAGCGCUACUAGUUGGAAGCCAUGGACCGACUAUGAAUGUGUACAUAGCCAAAAUGACUGUCCCUAACCCAUGUACUGCUAUAGUCCCAAUUGAACCAUGGCCAGUCCAGUACAGCCAAACCUAAAAGAAAUAUAUACAUAUACUGUAUAUAAAAUAAAAUAAAGAUUACACCCUGAAGAGGAUGACAGAGUUUUGUCACAGCUUGUGAAUCCUGUUCACCAAGUGCUGGAAUCUGCUGUGCCCCAAAAUAACAUUUAGAAGUUUUGCGUAUGAAAAACAGAAGAGAGAGAAAUAUACCAUACAAGAGCAGACCAUACAUGUACCAAAUUUGGAAGAUACUAAUGACAGCCUUUAUUUCUCCCUUUUUAAUCCAGAGUCACGAUGGUUUGUGGUUUUGUUUCCCCUCCCCCUUCUCAGUAGUUGAACAGUUUGCGUGUACAGAGAAAACGGACUUGCAUAAACCUGCAGCGGUAUUUUGUUCUUUGCUUUUAAACAUUGUUUUUUUUGUUUCAUUUUGGUUAAGUUUACGGAUGCAUGAAGUAAGGGAGUGAAUCGGUUCCUUGUUUAUAUUUUUUCACCUUUAAACAGAGUUUCUUUUAAAAUAUAUAUAUUUUAAUGCAUUAUUUCAAGAGGUAGAGUGAACUUGAUAUUUGGUACAUUCUGUGGCUCCGAGAGCACAAUUUUGAGGGGGGCGGGAGGGUGGAAGAUGGGUGACUGGGGGAGAGAAAAAAGAAACUCACCUCUGAGACAUGACGUUUCAUGUCCUGUUAAUCUAUAAAGUACGUCAGCAAUGGGUAUAAUGUUGUGGAUUUUUUCUAAUGACAUGGCUGAAAUGCAGUAGUUUCUUAUUUGGGACAUAAUUCUGCCAAACUUAAGAAUAGAAGGGCGCGCACACACACACACAAAAAUACAGGGAUGCAAAUAAAUAAAUAAAAAUAUGCAUCUUCUGUUGCUUUGAGACCAUAGCUAAAUUAUGGUUAAAUUGUGCACUAUUGUGAAAAGGAGCAAAAUGUAGUUUUUUGGGGGGGAGGGGGGAGUUGGUUGAUUGGUUGUUUUUUUUGUUUUGUUUUGUUUUUUAAAAGAUUAAAAUCUUUUUGGACGAGGGUUCAUGCCACAGCUUCUACAAGAGUUGCCCAUCAUUGUUCGUAGGAGCUCAGAUAUCUAAUGUAACCAAAUUCCAGUAUUAAAAGUAUCUAAUGUAAUUUUUCUUUAUACAAAAAAAAUCUUUGGCAUAUAUUUGAUAACACUGCCGUUAUCAGGCAAAAUGUUUACUACCUUAGAUUUAAAAAAACCUUAAAAACAGAGGACUUGCUUCAAGUUUAUUUUAAUAGCAGUGAUUCAGCUUAUUUAAAAGAUGAAUACUUGCACUAAUUCCCCUGCUGCUCCAGUCCUGCAGUUUGUUGUAUCUUGUGACUACAUUUUUUUCCAAAUAUAAGGUAGAUGUAAGCUGCUAUUUUUUUAAUAAUCACUACUAUAUUGUGUCUUUUACUCUGUUUACAAUAUCAAAUAUUUUUCUUACAGCGACAUAUAUAAGCGGCAAACCUUUUUCUGCUCAUGUGAUUAAAAGUAUAUUGAUAGUGAUUUUAUUUGUAAAUUAUAGCAUGAGGGUCGUGUUUAUGCCUAUAUGGAGUUGAAAGGGUUUUGUCUCGCAUAAGAUUCCAGGCGUAUAAAUCUCUAUAAAAAGAGGUUGUCAAAUCUAUGUCACAAACAUUUUACUUAAGAAAUGGUUUAUAUUAUAAAGCUUUGCAAAGUUAUCAGUUUUAUAACACUAUUUCAAUCACAAAUUAAUUUUGUGGCUUACGAUCGCUUAACUUUAACUUUCUGUAGUUAAGUAUAAAUUGAUUUAACCCAAAUAAUGCAGCUUUUACAUUUUAACAGAAUUGUUCUUUAGGCAUUGAUUUCUGCUAUUGCCACAGACUAACAUGACUUGAAGCAAGUCUGAGUUUGGCUAAGGUAGGGUGGCAGUUUGCCGGUGGUAAAGAGAAUACAUACAUUCAUAAUAUGUACCCCAGUUAUUACCAGUGGGGCUGAUAAUAUUAUAAUACACUGAAUUUAAAAACAACCAAACAUUCAUAUCCAUAAAGGCAGUCAUCCAUGAUGGUUCUGUGCCAGCUAUUUUUAGGGUUUUGGAACAUAUUACUGUUUAGAACAACUACCCUGUGAGCUACAAUAUGUAGGAAACCUAAUAAGUUGAGUGUCUGGCACUUGAAAUAUUGCUUUUAUUGCUGGAGGUCCAUGAUUGUGGCUGACCUCUGUCAUUAUUAAGAAAAAAUAAAAAAAAAUCUGUGCAAUAAUUUUAAACUGUGCUCCCAGGAAUAGACACAAAUGUUUUGAGUAUAUUUAAGCUGCAUUUUUCCUUUAGCAAUGCAUUUGUCGAUUGCACUGAAUUUAAAUUGAAAGUCAGAGGUGAUUCUUGAUAGUACUUUUGUAUUUUAAUAUGGACAGUUUAUUCAUUUUCAUACAAGUUAUUGGAUGGUUGUUUCAGCGAAUUAAAAAAAAAAUGUUGUGGAAUUCUGUGACAUAACUGCAAAACCACAGCCAUGUUUGAUGGUAUUGCCACUUUUCUUUUUCUCAAUCUUCAGCUGUUUUAGUUUUGAGUAAUUCUAGUUGCUUAAGCAUAAUGUCAAGUAUCCAUAAUUAGAAAAUACAGAGCUUCGUUACCACAGGACUGUGGAUUUUCAGAUGUUUGUACACACUGCAGGAAUAUCAGUUUCAUAGGCCUGGGUAUCUCUGGAUACAUGAGCCAGACAUUAAGCUGGUGUGAAUCAGCGAUGCUCUGCUGCAGUGGAGCUAUGAGGAUCUGGCCAGUAUAUUUUUUGCUGCUGUUCUUUAUCAACAUGCCACAGUGCUGCUCCUGUUCUGCACAAACUUCCUCUUGUCUUGUGUAUUAUACAGUGUUAGCCAUGUGCGUGCAUAAUGCUUAUUUCCAUGUUUUAUGCGAGGCAAGAAGGCGUACCAUGGUCAUUAGAUUCUUUUCUAGUGCUGAGACUCGUAUAUAGUAGAACCAAGUAGAUUUUCCACACUCCUCCCUUUAAGGGGUACAUGCCUAAUAUUAUUAAGGCCCCAAUUCUGUGAAGACUUAAGCACGUUUAACUUUACAUGCUAAAUGUCCCACUGAAGUCAAUGGGGCUGCUCCCAGCAUGUGAAGUUAAACGUGUAUAAAUCUUUGCAUAUGUUUAUAAGUCAACAUUUUUUCCAGCAGAGUGAAUUCUUGGGAAGGAACUUUAGUUAGGGAAAACUGGGGUCAAGUUUAUUGAUGGGUUGAGGCACGGGUUGCUGUCAUGUUUGCAAUCUUUUUUUUUUUAUCAUCAACUUAGUAAUUUCUUGUUUCCCAUUUCUGUAUAAGGAGUUCCAGGUCUUCCUGGAGAUACCAUUUUCUAUUUUUACUUUGGCUCCUGUGAUUUAAAAUUGAUGUAAAAAGUCUUGAUAAUUCUAUUUGGGGAAUACUUCUUUACGGGGUUAAAUGGUGUGUCUGACAGAGGACUGGAACUCUUGUAUGAAAUACGAAAAGUGCCUCUCUUUCUGGGUUGGGGGAAGGAAGUAAUAAUUACCAGAGUUUGAAUGACAUGACAGUUGAAAACAUGUUCCUGGAUUUUAGGACACUUUAGUGAAUCUUAAGAGAAAGGCCAAAGAUUUGUACCAACUUUAAUUUUUAUGUUUUUAAAUGCAUUCCUUUUUCCUUACACUGCUUACCUCAUGUUAGGGUAUUUAAGGAGACAUUGCUGAUUUUAAAGCGUUCUCUAUCUUUAGGAAGUGUAGUAGGUACAAUAGGACUGUUGUACCAGUUCGCGUUGGCUAUAGAGCAAUCUAACAACUAAUGAAUUUAAUUCUGUCAUAUAAAGGAACUUCAUUAGAAUUGCAAAAGUGGCUUUUCAGCUUGUAAAUUAAAGGUUGUAUGUUUCCUCUGUUUACUAAAGAAAAGACAUAGGGGCCAAUUUUCCAGUCCUUACUCAGUCUAAAAUCCCAUUGACUUUUUCACUUCAGGGGGAAGCUUUUGCCUAAGUAACCAUUGGAGGAUUGGGUCCUUCUAAGUAUUGGACAAUGUGACACUUAAGUAUAAUGCGCCAGGAAAAACUUAGUGAGAAUUUUGCUUGAGCAAACUCUGCAGGAUUUAGCUCAGUAUUCCAUUUGCUUGGCAAGUAGUACUCUCCUACAGACUUCUUCUUCCUACCGAAAAUGCCUGUAGAACUUCUAUGAAGAGGGAUCUCCAGUAGUCUGCACAAAGCAGGAGCAAUAUUGUGGCAUGUUGGAAGAAAGUACUGGUUUAGGAGAUGGCAGUAAAUCUCCAUGAAGAGGCCUGGCAUUUUCCCUGGUGAAGAGGAAGGUGUGAUCCAGUUUUCACUCCUUCCUCUAGUGCAAACUCUGAAAUACCACGUUCAAUAGUGACUUUUUCAACAUUAAUAUGAUUGAAGGCAGACAAAACAACAGAAAAGUGCACCGUUUCUUUUUUAAAAUUGCAGAUUUUGUGUUAAUAGUGCUUCAGCUCCGUAGUUUUUGAAGAGCUACAAAAUUCUCCUCUUCCUCCUUUAAGUUUCCAGGGUUGAGGCCUGAUGAUAACUUAGGACAUUAAUUACUUUUUUCUUUUAAAUAACAAGCAUUUUUACUUCAGAAUGGUUUCCUGCCAUUAGAGGGUAAAUUCAGAAAAACAGUCUGCAUGUUGUUGCUAGUCCAGUGUACUUUGCAAUCUUGUUUCACAACAGACUGCAGUGUGCAGAUCAGUAAUCCUAGAAUACAGACAUCAUUUUUUCUCUCUCUCCUGACAUUCACAUUGUAGUUGUAAUGGUUUCAUUUUGAAGUUACAAAUCCUUUGGGUCUAAUUCUGUGAGCCUUCCUAUAGCACUGGAUUAAAAUGUCUGCAUCAUUUCUUCAGUUAUCCAGUUAAACUACAAUUGUUGUAAAAGUGUAAACCAGCCCAUGACAGUUUUUUGUACUUGUUUAAAGGACUUUUAUUGUUCAGUUUUCAUGAUUAUUGUCUAAAGAAGACUGAUAUAGAUGUUCUAUACUGUCCUGGACCAUGUUAAUUACACUAUGAUGUUAUUUUGGUUCUACAUCACAAUGAUUUGUCCCCAAAACCCAUAUCCCUUCUAGGCACAUUUUCUGUUGCAGUUUCCCUUUGCAUUGUAUUGCUCUGACAACUGUAAUUUGAAUCAGAUCUGAAAGAGGUCCAGAAUAAAAUAUAUUUUGAUAUUA